AUCAGCGUAGAUUCACGUAUAUACGUACACUUAUUCUUACCUACAUAAAUAACCAAUUCAUACUGCAUUACACAUUACACCAACUUAAUUAAUCAUCACUACAAGAAUUUUGCUUCGUUUCAGCAUGGCGGAGGAGCGCAACGUUCUAGACCUGCAAAGCCAAAUCCGGGCGUGGCAAGCGACGACGGCGUUGGUCUACACCAUGUCUCUCCACUGCGCCGUCGAGCUCGGCAUCCCCGACAUCGUGGACGAAGCUCCGGCGACGCCCCUCCCCGUCUCCCGCAUCGCCGCCGCGCUCCACUCUACGGGGCCUCCCCCAGACUCCUCCGUGCUCCACCGCCUCAUGCGCUUCCUCGCACACAAGGGCGUCUUCGCCGAGUGCGUAGACCCAACCAGGGGCGAGCCCGCCUACGCGCCGACCCCGAUUUCGCGCUGGUUCUCGCGCCGCUCCGAGCUCAGCCUCGCCUCCGUGGUGCUCCUCCAGAAGUGGGGGUUCCAGGCGAGCCCGUGGCACGACCUUGCGGAGAGAGUGGUGCUGUGCCGUGGCGGCAGCAAACAUGGGAAGCGGGACAUGUGGGAGAUGACGGCGGCGGAGCCCGAGUACUCAGCGGCGUUCAACGCGGCAAUGGUGGGGAUGAGCAGCAUCGCCAUGCGGGCGGUGACGGCGGUGUACAAAGGCGGAGGCUUCGAGGGGAUUCGGACGGUGGUGGACGUCGGGGGAGGGACGGGGGCGGUGCUGAAGGCGAUCACGGAGCUGUGCCCGAGUGUCUGCGGCAUCAACUUCGACCUGCCGCAUGUCGUGGCCGCCGCGCCGGAGUGCCCCCGCGUCGAGCACGUCGGCGGCAGCAUGUUCGACGGGAUCCCUGCGGGCGAUGCUAUCUUUAUGAAGUUGGUACUGCACUGCUUCGACGACGAAGGCUGUCUGAGGAUACUAAAGAACUGCCAGAAGGCACUGCAGCAGAAAUCUGGAAAGCUUAUAAUCGUUGAGGCCGUGUUGGGGGCAGACGAAGACGACUCUCUCGAAGACAUGAAGAAAACAUUCGAUAUGAUGAUGCUCGCGUACACCGGAGGGAAAGAGAGGACCGAAGCGGAAUGGAGGAAGCUCCUUCGCUCAGGCGGCUUUCCGAGAUGCAACAUCAUUCGGCUUCCGUCUUUCCAUUCGAUCAUUGAGGCGUUCGCUGAGUGAUGAUAUACUGAUUGAAGGGGUUGAGAUGUAAUAAAAAAAAAAAAUAAAGUUGAAUAAGAUCUUUUAGAUAAGUUUGUUUCUCCUUCAAGAAGAUGGUAGCUACAUAUGUUAAGGCUCCUAUAUAUUGUUGGUGCAAAUAAGGCUUGGAGUAAUAUUGUAGCAAAACUCUUCUUUCAAUA
Molecule: messenger RNA, 1365 nt
Organism: Ananas comosus (pineapple)
Lineage: Eukaryota; Viridiplantae; Streptophyta; Magnoliopsida; Poales; Bromeliaceae
Product: (R,S)-reticuline 7-O-methyltransferase-like
Exons: 3
Coding region: 125-1186 (353 amino acids)
Biological process (GO): methylation
Molecular function (GO): S-adenosylmethionine-dependent methyltransferase activity; O-methyltransferase activity; protein dimerization activity
Source: RefSeq, a predicted model, not a curated record